AGUAGACCCCAACCCCAUGGCAAUUUCGAUUCAGAAAGCUCCAUCGCUGUUUCCUCUAGAGCCCCGCCAAUAUCUCCAAAACUCUCCGUGGUUAGGGAAAGGAGUGGUGCUAGAGAGAUGGAUGGCCGCAAUCUGCUGGGUGCUGUCGGAGGAGCUGCGAGAGCGAACCAGAACAAGACCAAGAUCGUCAAGAUAGCGGUACCGGUGCUGGCCAUGCUGCUGCUGCUCACGGCGGCGGCUGUCUCGACGACGCCGGACGACCGUGCCUGCCUCCGUGCCUUCUUCCGCCGCGACAUGUUCCUGGUGUUCUGCGUGUUCGUGAGCACCACAACCGGCUGUUUCCUGACGUGGAUGGCCGUUAUGGCGCCGACGGAGGAUUCCCGGCGCUCGUACGCGUGGGCCGCCGUCAGGUGCUUCGCGCUUCUUGCCAUCAAUCUGUACUUCGCCUUGUCCAACCUGCCGGAUGUCGACGAUGCUGCCUAGGUUCGCUGCGCCGGUGUGGAUGCGCAUGUGCCUACCGGAGGAUUGAAGAUGGAUCAUUUUGGAGCUUGGAGACGCGCCGUUUUAAUCACUAAGUUAGAAGUUUGGAAGGGCCUGCCGUAUGGUGUUCUAUGGAGUAGUUGGCAACAUGUCUAUCUUAGCUUCCUUUUCUGUUGUCUUCCUCACAUGGGUUUUAGACUGUCUGUUUGCAUCUGCUGCAUUAAUGAUUAAUCGGGCUUCAACAUGGAGUAUCCCUGGAGCCUACGUAGUAGUAGUAUGAACUUCGAAAGGGUUUGAACUUUGUUUAGCUGAAGCUUUGAACGUUGGAAUGCAUGUGAA
This is a messenger RNA of Triticum aestivum (bread wheat), 819 nucleotides long. RefSeq lists its product as uncharacterized. NCBI's taxonomy places the organism in Eukaryota, Viridiplantae, Streptophyta, Magnoliopsida, Poales, Poaceae. The record is from RefSeq and is a predicted model, not a curated record. The transcript has 4 exons. Bases 118 to 483 code for a protein of 121 amino acids.